ACGAAGCUGCUGUUAAAAUCCAUCCAGUGCUCGGCAUGAAACGUCUCCUAUUUCUCUUUCUGCUGGCUGCUACUUUAAUAAACAAUCAUGCCCAGCAGCACAACGAGACCAUUGACUUGAAAAAGUUGGCCAAAAUAGUGCUGCCUCCGGCUUAUCAAACCCGCGUUAUUGGCGGCCGGGUGACCACCAACGCGAAAUUGGGCGGAUACCUAAUGGCAAUGCGGUACUACAACAAUUUCAUCUGCGGCGGCUCUUUGAUCCAUGAGCUCAUUGUCCUGACGGCGGCGCACUGUUUCGAGUACCGAGCAGAAACGGAAGCCUGGAGCGUGGAUGGUGGCAUCUCCAGACUCAGCGAAAAAGGCAUUCGUCGUCAAGUUAAGCGCAUUAUGAUGUCGGCCCAGUUUAAAAUGGUCACCAUGAACAUGGACGUGGCUGUGGUGCUACUGAAUCGACCGAUGGUUGGAAAAAACAUCGGAACUCUAUCCUUGUGCAGUACGCCCUUGACUCCGGGACAGAUCAUGGUCGUAUCCGGCUGGGGAAUGACAAAUCCGGAUGACGAGGGUCCGGGGCAUAUGCUGCGCACGGUAUCAGUGCCUGUGAUUGAUAAAAGAAUAUGCCGCGACGCCUAUCGGGAAUCAGUCUCCAUAUCGGAUAGCAUGUUUUGCGCCUCAGUUUUGGGAAAAAAGGAUGCUUGCACCUACGACUCAGGAGGUCCCAUGGUUUACGAAAAUCAAGUCUGCGGCAUUGUGUCCUUUGGGAUCGGAUGUGCGAGCAGGCGUUAUCCCGGUGUCUAUACGGAUGUUCAUUACGUAAAGCCAUUUAUUGUGAAAAGCAUGAAAGCUUUGCUAUCCCGUUCCAAGACAUUGAAGUAAACUUUUUGCAUAAAGAUACUGCAAUAUUAUUUUGGCUUUUACUUAAUAUUAUACAUUUACAUCGUGAUAUAAAUUAUGCCUACCUAUCGAAUAAAGGAUUUUGUUUAAAAUGA
Drosophila simulans is the source of this 985-nucleotide messenger RNA. RefSeq names its product seminase. Bases 36 to 872 code for a protein of 278 amino acids. Gene Ontology annotation, molecular function: serine-type endopeptidase activity. NCBI's taxonomy places the organism in Eukaryota, Metazoa, Arthropoda, Insecta, Diptera, Drosophilidae. The record is from RefSeq and is a predicted model, not a curated record. Gene Ontology annotation, biological process: proteolysis. The transcript is spliced from 2 exons.